Messenger RNA from Silurus meridionalis, 6317 nucleotides. It is a transcript of the gene trpc3, whose product is annotated as transient receptor potential cation channel, subfamily C, member 3. Gene Ontology annotation, cellular component: membrane; cation channel complex. Bases 125 to 2812 code for a protein of 895 amino acids. Gene Ontology annotation, molecular function: store-operated calcium channel activity; inositol 1,4,5 trisphosphate binding; protein binding. Gene Ontology annotation, biological process: manganese ion transport; calcium ion transmembrane transport; regulation of cytosolic calcium ion concentration. The transcript is spliced from 12 exons. The record is from RefSeq and is a predicted model, not a curated record. NCBI's taxonomy places the organism in Eukaryota, Metazoa, Chordata, Actinopteri, Siluriformes, Siluridae.
CCUGUCAGGCGGCUGCGCUCCACCGCAGUGCACUUCAGCUGAACCCCUGCGCGCGCGCUUAGCUCGGGCACCGGCAGUGCGCGCGCAUUCGGUGCUGUCAGGCGGAGAACCAGCACACCCCUAUAUGUCCUCCAAAGCCAGGCUGUCCAAAUACCAUAAAAGGGUGUCGGUGCCCGAGGAUGACGAUGAGCAUUGCUGGAAAGAGGAGAACGGCGGUGUGGAUGCACGUUACUUGAAAUCCGUGAAGAGUCCCAGAGACGCGCAGCACUACUACCGCCAGAACAUGAAAACACUGGACUCUUUUCCGGCACGGAGGAUGACCCUGCAGCGUGAGAAGGGACGUCGGCAGGCAGUUCGUGGCCCUGCGUUCAUGUUUAAUGCGCGUGGAAGCAACCUGACAGCCGAGGAGGAGCGCUUCCUUGAUGCGGCUGAGUACGGCAACAUCCCGGUAGUGCGUAAGAUGCUGGAGGAGUCACCCACCCUUAACGUGAACUGUGUGGACUACAUGGGCCAAAAUGGGCUGCAGUUGGCCGUAGGAAACGAGCACCUGGAAGUGACUGAGCUGCUCUUGCGGAGCGAGAACCUGGCACGUGUUGGCGAUGCCCUCCUGCUGGCCAUCUCCAAGGGCUAUGUGCGCAUCGUGGAGGCACUGCUGGGCCACCCGUCUUUUGCUGGUGGAGAGAGGCUCACGUGCAGCCCAUGCGAGCUGCAGGACGACGACUUUUAUUCAUAUGACGAAGACGGCACUCGCUUCUCGCCGGACAUCACAGCCAUCAUCCUAGCUGCCCACUGCCACAAGUACGACGUGGUGCACAUGCUGCUGCUGAAAGGGGCGCGCAUCGAGCGGCCGCACGACUACUUCUGCAAGUGCGCCGACUGUACUGAAAAACACAGGAAAGACUCGUUCAGUCACUCCAGGUCCAGAAUCAACGCAUACCGCGGUCUGGCCAGCCCGGCGUACCUCUCACUCUCCAGUGAAGACCCUGUUCUUACCGCCCUGGAGCUCAGCAACGAGCUAGCCAAACUGGCCAACAUCGAGAAGGAGUUUAAGAAUGACUACAGGAAAUUGUCUAUGCAGUGUAAGGACUUUGUGGUGGGUGUGCUCGACCUGUGCAGGGACACAGAAGAGGUGGAGGCUAUCCUGAAUGGAGAUGUAUCAGCUGAGCUGGAAGCCGGCCAACAUCAUCGCUCUCUCCUCAGCAGAGUCAAACUGGCUAUCAAAUAUGAAGUCAAGAAGUUUGUGGCUCAUCCUAACUGUCAGCAACAGUUAUUGACUAUCUGGUAUGAGAACCUGUCUGGUCUGAGAGAGCAGCCCAUCGCUGUGAAGUGUCUGGUGGUACUGGUGGCAGCUUUAGGCCUCCCACUGCUGGCUGUGGGGUAUUGGUUCGCUCCAUGCAGCAAGCUGGGUAAAGUCCUACGCAGUCCCUUCAUGAAGUUUGUGGCACAUGCUGCUUCCUUCAUCAUCUUCCUCUGCCUGCUGGUCUUUAAUGCGUCUGACCGGUUUGAGGGCAUUACAACUCUGCCCAAUGUCACGGUUACAGACUACCCACUGCAGAUCUUCAGAGUGAAGACCACCCGCUUCUCAUGGACCGAGAUCCUCAUCAUGGUGUGGGUGGCAGGCAUGAUGUGGUCGGAGUGUAAGGAGCUUUGGACAGAAGGGCCAAGGGAAUACAUCCUGCAGCUGUGGAAUGUUCUGGACUUUGGCAUGCUGUCCAUCUUCAUCGCAGCAUUCACCGCCCGGUUCUUUGCCUUCCUGCAGGCCAUGAAAGCGCAGGAGUAUGUGGACGAGAACGUCCAUGCCGCUGACCUCUCAAUGGUCACACUACCACCCAACAUCAAAUACUUUACCUACGCACGAGAUAAGUGGCUUCCCUCAGACCCUCAGCUCAUCUCAGAGGGCCUGUACGCCAUCGCUGUUGUCCUGAGCUUCUCACGCAUUGCCUACAUUCUCCCAGCCAAUGAGAGCUUCGGCCCUCUGCAGAUCUCUUUGGGACGCACUGUGAAGGACAUCUUCAAGUUCAUGGUUCUCUUCAUCAUGGUCUUCCUUGCAUUUAUGAUCGGAAUGUUCAUCCUCUACUCCUACUACCUGGGAGCUAAGGUUAACUCUGCCUUUACCACAGUUGAGGAAAGCUUUAAAACUUUGUUUUGGUCCAUAUUUGGUUUGUCUGAAGUCUCCUCCGUGGUCCUGAAGUACGACCAUAAGUUCAUUGAGAACAUCGGCUACGUCCUGUACGGGAUAUAUAACGUAACUAUGGUGGUGGUUCUACUGAACAUGCUCAUCGCUAUGAUCAACAGCUCCUACCAGGAGAUAGAGGAUGACUCAGAUGUGGAGUGGAAGUUUGCCAGGUCGAAACUAUGGCUGUCGUAUUUCGAUAAUGGUAAAACCCUGCCGCCUCCCUUCAGCAUUGUUCCCAGCCCCAAGUCCUUCGUCCACUGCAUCAGCAAGCUCAUCAGCCUGUUGCGUUGUAGACGGCGACAGCUCACCAAAGACGUGGAGCUCGGCAUGGAGAACUCCAAGUCUAGACUAAACUUGUUUGCGCAGUCCAACAUUACCAUGAGUGAGUCGCACAGCUUCAACAGCAUCCUCAACCAGCCCACGCGCUACCAGCAAAUUAUGAAGCGUCUGAUAAAGCGAUAUGUCCUGAAAGCACAAGUGGACAAAGAGAAUGAUGAAGUGAAUGAAGGCGAGUUGAAAGAGAUCAAGCAGGACAUUUCUAGUCUGCGCUACGAGCUGCUGGAGGACAAAUCCCAGGCCACAGAGGAGCUUUCAACGCUUAUUCAAAAACUCAGUGAAAAAAUUCAGACCUCGUAGUCUUACCCGGGACAGUGAGCGUUUCUCUCGAAACAGCCGGGACGCCGCAGAUCAUCGCGCCCUUAGAUGAGAUGAUUAGCUCAGUUGCGGUUAGUUGCCAGUGGAAUGUAGAUCAACUUUUUGUUGACACCUGCCACAACAAGCCGGGUGUCUUAAUGCAUCAGGGUGAUGAUUCAGCAUGAUUUUGCUGAAAAGUUCUCUCUUACACACACACGUACGUAAAACCAUUCUAUCUAUCACUAUGCCCAUCAAUUUAUCUUUCAAUAUUUCCAUCGAUAAAUAAAACCACUGGUUUAUUUAUUGCAGGGGUUCUCAAAAUCAAAUGUGUGUUAAUCUGAUUUAAAACUUUGUAUUCUGAAUUUCUUUUGUGUAAUAUGAACAUCGCUCUAAUUAUAAAAUCACAGCCAUAUGAAGAUUGUGAGAUUUCAGCAAUAAACAUGGGACAUAUACAUCCAUUAAUUCCAUCACAACAAUAAAUGUUCAGACAAAAAACAUAUACUGAAUGGGAAAUAAUAUUAAAUAUGAAAUCCUAAAUUAUAAAUCUAGAAAAUAUAUUAACAAAUAAUUAUUAAUUAAGAAAAAAUGAAAGAAAAAAGAAAGAAAGAAAGAAAGAAAGAAAGAAAGAAAGAAAGAAAGAAAGAAAGAAAGAAAGAAAGAAAGAAAGAAAGAAAGAAAGAAAGUCAGUCAGUGUUUGGGUGUGCAGGGAAAAAAUUACCCCUCUGAGACCCCCUGAUUUUGUGAUUUAUUGAUAAAUGUAAUAAUAGACAUACAGUAUAUUUAAUUUUGCAUGUACACCGACGUUCACAUAUUUUUGAACGCUCUCUAAUAACAUUUUGGACUUUGGUGGAACUAAAAUUAUUUUAGGGCUAGAAAAUCUUAGUAAGGAAAUCUAUUUAAGUGAAAUAAGAAAUAGUUAUUUUGCUAACAUCUUGGUGACAAGGCAUUUUAUGGAAGACUAGUAUUUUAAAUUUAUUCAUCUGUUCAUGAAUGUAUUUAUUUAUAAAUUUAUUUAUUGUGAAGUAUAGAUUCUCAGUGAUACACUGUGAGGUUUUCAGCACACCAGGACACCUGCAAACAUUCCCUACGUCACUUAUUUCAUCUACCAGACCUAGACAUCUAUUUUCUUCAGACAUUCAAGUACAACCAGCAUACCGAAAGCACAGAUUAAAAUCUGCACGCUAACUCACAAAACAGUCUGUUUCUUCCUCUUUCUGUUUGUUUAGUGCACUCAGUGUGCAGCGCUGCUUUAUUCUGUCUUGCACUAACACACCAGAUCUGUUUAAUCUGCUCACUAACAGGCACUUCCUGUUUCAACGUGGGUGUGUUUAAGCAGGAAAAUCAGCCAAAUCUACAGUGCAGGAGUAGAAGGAAACUGGAAAGUAUUGGUAGAAUCUAUAGCACCAUUCAAGGUGAGGAUGUUAAUGAAAUUAAUAAUAUUAAUUACAAAAAAAAGUCUGAAAGCAGAUUGUGGUUUGAGCCACAAAUAAAAACAUAGAUUCAGGAGUUUAUUGUCAUAUACACCAGUCUUUGACACUACAGUGAAAUUCUGAAUUUCUCUGCGAAUCCCUCACAGUCGCAAUGUACAUACAGAUUCUUACUCCAUUGGUAACAAAGCUAAGUAACUGACAAUUGUAUUUAUGGAUGUUUCAAUGUUUGUAUUAUGAAUGUGUAAAAUAAAGAUUAAUGCGGAAAAGCAAAUAUUCAUAUUAAUACUUAUGCCUGGAGUUUAGAAAUGUAUUGACAUAUAGGUGCAUGCUGCAAUUGAAAUGUUUGCAGACUUUGGGGAUGUUUUUUUUUUUUUUAGUCAUGAAAUAUAACAGACAGUGCAAGUGGAUUUUAUUCGUUUUAAUUCGGUACUUGGUUAACUUUAUACUACACCAUUUAUUAAUACUGAUACUUAAUACUCCCUGGUUUGUGAAUGCAAUGCCAUUAUUACAAGUAACAAAACUAUUCUAAUUAUUCACGUUCAUAUUCUGUAAGAUUGGUUAUUUAUCAGAUUUGAACAAUUUUCUAGUUGAAAUAAUAAUAAUAAACAAUGAAUACACAUUUUAGACCACCCUGGUAGCUAAUCAUCUACAUGAUCUCCCUGACAUUUUUGUUAAAACUUGUUUUCCUACACUGCCUUCUUUAGAUCAGAUAUUGGGAGAAUGAGAAGGCCAGGGCAAACAAAUUGUUCUGCCUAAUUUGUAUCAGUUAUUGUAACAUGAAAGUGCAAAACUCACUUACUACCCAAUUCAAAACAAAGGCAAUUCUGGAAAGGCAACAAAAAAAAACAACUGGAAACAAGAAAACGUGACAGUAAAUCAGACAAACAAUCCGAAAAUCUAACAACAUGAGAGGAAAAAUGAAUGAAUGAAUAAAUAAAUAAUUAAAUAAUUACAAAAUAAAUAAAUAACAAAUUUCUAAAACUAAAUUGCAAAAACAAACCCAAAACAGAAAGAGUUCAGACUUUUGCAUAAUGCAUAAUGUUGACUGGCUACAGCAGGCAAUUUGCCUUAAAAACAGAAAGAUUGAUGCUAUUUAAGAAAAAAUGAGUGGAAAAGAGGAAAAAUAAGCCAAGUGUAUGUAAUAUGUUUAAGAUAUUUGUAUAGAUGUGCUGUCAACAUUGCAUGCCAUUAAUAUGAGAAUACAAAUGAUGAAAAUCCCCGUAAAUAAGGCUGGUUUAUUCAGAAUAAAGAACCACUCUUUACCAUAGUAAUAUUAUUCAUUUUGUAUUCAGUUGCCUUAUUCUCAGCUUCCUAAAAACAGAAUGGAGAGUGGAAAUAUAAACCUCUAAUAGCCAUACGCCAUGUCCAAUCAGCAACAAAAAUCUAAUAUCCAAGGAUAUUUAUUUGAAGUCAAUGUUGAUGUGUUUUUUAAAUGUACUGUAGUUUUUUUCUGAUUUGAUUUGUUCCUUUUUGCACUCUGGCACUAUAUAGAAUGUAGAAUCUCUACAUUCCAACUUUCACAUUUUCUUUCAAAUAAUGUUUUGCUUUGUUUGCUGUUGCAAAACUUCUGGAGCUACAACACAAAAAAGCUAAACCGCUAAAGCACUAACCUAGAGCAAGACAACCACAUCCUUAUCAUCACACAGAUUAAUAAAUAAUUUACAGGUUUAUACACGAACGUUAUUUUUUGAGGAAAUAUCAUGUGGAUUAUUUACAAACUUGCUAACUUUCUCUCAACAGACAGGUACAUAAUACAUGUGUUGAUGUAUGUGAAGUUAUAUGAGAAGACAAGAAAAAUAUAUACUGAAAUGAAAAAUUUUAAAUAAGUGCAUGUUAUAAAAUAUGCAUAAUUAUUUUAAUAUAUGUUGAGCCAGGAGCUAUCGAGUGUGACAGCGGAAAACAUUUACGCUAUUGUCUGGAGAUCAUCCAUGCCUAGUUAGACCAGUUCAAGGUUAGAAGUUUAGUGUUUUCAUUUUGCAUAAUUCUGUAAUAUAUCUGUAACUUCAUUAAAAUUUAUACAUUUGUAGUAUGCACAUUUUAGCUUGUCAUUAGAUUAACUUACACACUUGCUCAUUCCG